Messenger RNA from Argiope bruennichi, 1626 nucleotides. RefSeq lists its product as uncharacterized. The transcript has 2 exons. The record is from RefSeq and is a predicted model, not a curated record. NCBI's taxonomy places the organism in Eukaryota, Metazoa, Arthropoda, Arachnida, Araneae, Araneidae. The coding region runs from base 84 to 533 and encodes 149 amino acids.
CAUUUCAACUUGUAACCUUGUUUAUUUAUUUGUAUUACGUAAUUGUCGCAACCGCGAAUGUCAAUAACAUCUUUUAUAUAAGGAUGCAUUUUCGAUUUGUAUUUCCUUUGUUUCGAAGGAAUUCUUUCGUUCAAAAUGUAAUUAGAUCAGAAAGAAGGUCAUUGAAAACUGUUCCAGAAAGUGGGCUGAAAGAUGAACCCAUUAAAUUCACUACUAGUGAGGCUGGUCAGUGGAAAGCUGCAUACACAGCAAGAGGUAAAGAUUACUAUUCUACCCCCAGAGUACAGCCGAUUGUGAUAGUUACAAGCCUGACUGCAUUUAUGAUAUACUUCUGUAUAUUAAGAGAGGAAAAUGACUUAGAUGAUUGGCUACGAGGCUUAGAAAAAGAAAUGCCUUAUAAAUUAGAAGAAGCUGAAUUAAGAGCAAAAAUUGAUAACGCCAGACUGAGAAGAGCCGAUACUACCCAGUAUGAAAAAAGGCUGGGUGAAAUUAUGGUAGUAAGAGAGAAACUUGAAGCAUUAAAAGAAAAAUAGCACAUUUGGAAGCAAACAUGUUAAUGAGUUUAUAUCUACUAGUGGCACUCUUACUUGUCAAACUUCUGAAAUUUCAAUUGUACAGCAUUAAUUAGUAUAAAAUCUCUCUGUUAUAUCACUCCCGACAUUGAACUGUUUAUUUUAUUUAUUCUGCAACACAUUUCAUAAUUUAUCAGGUGUCAUUAAUUGUAAACAAGUUUCUUGAAAAGUAUUAUUCUUAUUUGUGACAUAUACAAGAAAUAAUAUUUUACAUGAAAAAUGAUUAUCAAUAUCUAUAUAUUUAAAAUAAUAAGGAAAAUCAAUGAAACAAUCAUCUGAAAUAUUUUAUUUCAUAUGAAAGCUCGUGAUCCCUAGAUAUAUCAUCAUUGGUCAUAAAAUCCUACUUCAGUGUGGAUUCCCUGUAAGGGAAAAAUCUGACAUCUGAGUUCUCCAGCCUCUGUAGUAGUUUUGGAAAUGUGUUUGAUUUAAUUAUUUAUCAUUCAUCAUUACAUCAACAGUGGUUGUCUAUUUCUUUUCUUUCCAAUUUGAAACAUUGCAAAAUAAUAUUUUGACUGAGGCCUCAGCCUCAGCAAAUAAACUGAUAUUGUCACUUUGAAAUAUUGUUAACUAAUGAGAAUUCUCAAUCAUUAUUGUACAAGUAUAACUUAUUAUCUUUUGUUAUUUUAAAAUGUAAACCAUCAAAGUGGAUUGACAUGAUUAAAUUAAAGUAAUUAAUACUAUCCACCUCUAGCAACUAUAUUAACGUGAUCAUGUUAAUAAAUUUUGAAGAAAUACAUCUUAUUGAUCACUGUAAAAGAAAAUACUAUUAAUUGGCAAAACUGGUCCAAUUGUUCAGAUUGCAGACUUUCAGUUUUAUUUAUUUUGCAAUUGCAGGGAGUAGUAAAGCCUUGAUGGUCUCAGUUACAAGCUUUCAUAUGGAAUAAAAAUUAGCAAAAUUGGUACAAUAAUCAUGACUUUGCCAAUUAUUUUAAAUAUAUUGAGAGUCUGAAACAGCUGGUCACUGAAGGUGACUAGAGUAUUGUAUUUUACCAUAAUGAAAGUUUAUCUGUUACUUCAGGAUUGUUAUAUAUAUUUAUAAAAGCUGGAUGAAUUA